This is a messenger RNA of Laccaria bicolor S238N-H82, 2493 nucleotides long. RefSeq lists its product as uncharacterized. NCBI's taxonomy places the organism in Eukaryota, Fungi, Basidiomycota, Agaricomycetes, Agaricales, Hydnangiaceae. The coding region runs from base 1 to 2493 and encodes 830 amino acids. The transcript has 13 exons. The record is from RefSeq and is a predicted model, not a curated record.
AUGGUCUCGGCUACUAAUUUGACAUAUCGUGUCAUUUCAGUGAUGGGCGUGCUGAUGCGUGUGAUACGUGUGCGCAUCACGCGUCUUGGACGAUACGACGCAUCACUCUUUGAUGCUCUACUGAACCGGUUGCAGAGAAGACCGUUUAACAGUAAAAUCGCGAAAAUCAGAUUUUAUACGGUUGAACACGUUUCACCCGUAUCAGCGUCUAACGUGAAUGCGACCUGUGUCUUGGCUGUUCAUCCAAGAGUUGCGUUGAAGGCGUGUCACGGCAAAAUCUCACACGGAAAAAUUAUUGAACGAAAAUGCCCAACUCGUAUGGCCAUUUAUAUCCCUGUUGACGCUUCCAUUCGCAAGGCAAUCGUUUACUUGCGAAACCCGCAUAAUCACCCAAUGUAUCCGAAGACCAAGCCAAGUACCGGGGAGAAAGAUCAACUCAGGCAAGCAAUCAGUGCGGCUGGAAAGCGUGGGCUCACUGUUCGCAAGCUGAUCAAUGGAAUUCCAGUGCCAUCGACAUCUGCUAUUUACAACAGCAUGUCUCUACCAAUCGCAUCCCCUGCAUACAUGGAUCGCCGCAAAUUAAGAGAUGAAAUUCGGAAAGAAAAAAUGAAGGACCAUCCAAAGGGAUUAGGUUGGGAAGUGAAAGGUGAUGUCGAUGAAUGGGAAGUUGUCGGUUUUUUGGAUCGCUUCAAACGCCGUGUAACACUGGCACACUUCUAUUGUGAUAGGAAUACCCGGAAUGCCUUUGGUCGACUGUUUUCCAAGCUCUUUCAAAUUAUUCCUGAGCUUACUGGAUCAAUUUUAAAGUUCUUCGCUUUCUUUCCUGGCGAUCCUAAGGCGCUCCUACGAGCAAUCAUUUUAGAUGCUGAAGCUCCACAAGCGCAGGGAUUAGGUGAUGAAUUACUAGUAUAUGUUGCAAAACUUGUUGCAUUCACUUCGAGAGCUACAGUAUCCAGAGAAACCAUCGCCCGUUUGAAAGGAUUCAUGGGACUUCGGAGCCACAAUGAAAUUCAAGAAUGGCGUGAAUUCUGCCGGAAUUCCUUAGAUAAGUCAGUACAAGACUGGUAUCAACAGAAAGUCAACAAUCCAUGGCUUUUGCCAUCUCUCAAUGCUUUCCUGUCGAAGAUGGAUGGUACAAGCUGGAAUUUGACACCCAACCAUUCCAAUCUCGUUGAAGGUGGUCACUCGGGAACAAACGAUGUUACAUCCAUAGGCAAGGAAAUUGGCGAAGCUGUCACAAGCGCAUGUGAACUUGACAAUAAAGUUGCUGAUGAACUUGAGGCGAUGGAACAGAAUGCUGUUCUGCCUAAGCGCUGGAAUGGGCUGUCUGAAAGGGAACACCUAAAUACCCAGCGUCGGGCUUGGGGUCAUGCAAAACAGAAGGACCGUGAUGAUAAACUCGCUCACCAUGAUGAGUUCACCACCGAGCUUCAGAUGCUUUCAUCUCAGCAGGCUGACUCGUUAAAACUAGAUAAAUCUCUUCAGGCGCAGAUCCAGAUGCUACGAGAUAAUCAGAGUGCCAAUUGGAAGGAAGAAAUCAAGGCCCUCCAGCAACAAGUCGAAGCAGAGAAGGAAAAGCGACGAGGAUACAAAAAUCGGCGGCAAGUUGUUAACAAAUCCAUCCAGGAACUCAAGGACAAUGGCUUAAGUGGGGCUCAAGUUCAUGGGCGCCGUCCAGCAUUAUCAGUUAAAAGCAAGACAGUGGAUAAAGACCUACCCGAGGGGCCUGGGAACAACGUGGAUUUAUUGGAGGAAUCUAUCUCAACAAUUCCUCCAGGCGACACGCAUCUUAAAAAAGAUGACACAAACACACAGAGUACAUCGCUGGUUGAGUCACUCACUGCGAUGCUCAAUAGUCAAGAGGACAAUUGCGGCUUGAAUGAGAACGCCGGUGGGUUAUUCAUUGCCUUGCAUGCAAAAUUGCAUUCGCCAAAACUCUUUGUCCUAGUUGGUCUGUUCCCCGACAUGCCAGUCAAUUACUAUGACCAUGGCCAUCCUCCCAUCAACAGUCCCAACGCUUUCGGUUCUGGCUUUGAUUUUGACUUCAAUGAAUUUGAUUUCACAAAUAUGGACAACUUUGACUUCGAAAACAUGGACGUCAAUGCUCUGGGUUCGGCAAAUCUGGAUGUCGGCGCAACAAUUGAUUAUGAACAGGCCUUCAUGGAAGCUGCCUUAUCGAUAGGUGUACAGGAAAAUAGGCCUGACUAUUUUAUAGCAGACAGCUCUCAGCUCGUUUUGCCCCCGUACCCUUCUCAUCCCAACAUCGACACCAUGUCGUCUAUUGGUACUUUGGCAGGCCUCAGUUCCUCUCCAGUGCUGACAUCCAGCAGUGGCGUGCUCAGUGCGCCUAUCCUUCCAAAACCCGAUGGUGAUCACCGCCGGCCCACUAAGCGCAGAAAGGUCGACGAGGUUAACGCAGCCCACAUUCUUCCCGAAGGUCUUCAACGAAGCCGAACAAAGAGUGCUAAGGCCACGGCAGCUCUGGGGGAAUAG